Molecule: messenger RNA, 1079 nt
Organism: Phodopus roborovskii (desert hamster)
Lineage: Eukaryota; Metazoa; Chordata; Mammalia; Rodentia; Cricetidae
Gene: Rbks
Product: ribokinase
Exons: 8
Coding region: 42-1013 (323 amino acids)
Biological process (GO): D-ribose metabolic process
Molecular function (GO): ribokinase activity
Source: RefSeq, a predicted model, not a curated record
GCAAAGGGCAAAGGGCAACGUCCGGGUCGAGCAAGGUAGUAAUGGCGGCAUCUGGGGAGCCCGGGAGGCCCUGGCAGGAGGAGGUGGAGGCAGCGGUGGUAGUGGUGGGUUCCUGCAUGACCGACCUGGUCAGUCUUACUUCUCGCUUGCCAAAAACUGGAGAAACCAUCCACGGACAUAAGUUUUUCAUUGGCUUUGGAGGAAAAGGUGCCAACCAGUGUGUUCAAGCUGCUCGGCUUGGAGCGAAGGCAUCCAUAGUGUGCAAGGUUGGCAAAGAUUCUUUUGGCAAUGAUUACAUAGAAAACUUAAAACAAAACCAUAUUUCUACAGAAUUUACAUAUCAAACUAGAGAUGCUGCAACAGGAGCUGCUUCUAUAAUUGUCAAUGAUGAAGGCCAGAAUAUCAUCGUCAUAGUGGCUGGAGCAAAUCUGCUUUUGAGUACUGAAGACUUGAAGAAGGCAGCCAGUGUCAUUAGCAGUGCCAAAGUGAUGAUCUGCCAACUCGAAAUCAGCCCAGCAACUUCUCUGGAAGCUCUGACAAUGGCCCACAGCAAUGGAGUGAAAACAUUGUUCAAUCCAGCUCCUGCCACUGCUGACCUGGACCCCCGGUUCUAUACCCUCUCCAAUGUGUUCUGUUGCAAUGAAAGUGAGACUGAGAUUUUAACGGGCCUCACAGUGAAUAACCCGACCGAGGCUGGGAAGGCUGCAUUGGUUCUCCUGGAACGGGGCUGCCAGGCCGUGGUCAUCACCUUAGGGGCUUCAGGAUGUGUAACACUGUCACAGACGGAGCCUGUCCCAAAGCACAUCCCCACAGAAGCAGUCAAGGCUGUGGAUACCACGGGUGCUGGUGACAGUUUCGUGGGUGCUCUGGCCUUCUACCUGGCUUACUACCCAAAUUUGUCCUUGGAAGAAAUGCUAAAGAGAUCAAAUUUCAUCGCUUCAGUCAGCGUCCAGGCUCCAGGAACACAGGCCUCCUAUCCAUACAGAAAAGACCUUCCUCUUGCUCUAUUCUGACUGCUGCCAACCCCAAAUAAAUAUAAGCUGCAAAUAAAAUGCAUGUGGGUGUGGCUGCUCAGCUCA